Molecule: messenger RNA, 6135 nt
Organism: Cladocopium goreaui
Lineage: Eukaryota; Dinophyceae; Suessiales; Symbiodiniaceae
Source: the annotation of a GenBank genome assembly
AUGGCUGCAUCGCACGAUUCCGAUCAUCUCGUUGGUCACGUUAUGGACCAGACGAUGUUCGAACUUCCUGGCGGGACCCACAUUCACAUCCCGCAGCCGUUCGAGGCCAUCGGUCUGACGAUCACCAAGUUCAUGCUGCUCGAAGUUGUGGCUGCCGCGUUGGUGGCUUUCGCUUUUAUCGGCCUCGCCCGACGAAUCGCUGACGGUUCGCAGGCCAAGGGACGGUUUUGGAACCUGUGUGAAGUUUUCCUCGUGUUCAUUCGCGACGAAAUCGUCCGCCCUUCCAUCGGCAAAGAAGAUGGCGACAAAUACCUUCCUCUGCUGUGGACCAUGUUCCUGUUCAUUCUCACUUGCAAUCUGCUAGGCCUCAUCCCCUGGAUGGGAAGUGCCACUGGAGCGAUGGCGACCACCUCCGCCUUGGCUUUCAUUACCUUUGCCGUAGUGGUCGGCACGGGUGUCUCGCGGAUGGGGGUUAUCGGCUUCCUUAAGGCUCAAGUGCCGCACAUGGAAUUGCCGCUCCCGAUUGCCAUCGUGCUGAUCCCCGGUCUGUUCGUCAUCGAGCUGUUUGGCCUGCUGAUGAAGCACUUCGUGCUGGCCGUUCGGUUAUUGGCAAACAUGUUCGCCGGCCACGUGGUGCUGGUGGUGAUUAUGAGUUUUAUCGUGCAAGCCGCGGGAACCUGGUUGGCCUUUGUGGUUUGGCCGGCCGCGUUGUUCGGGGCCACGUUCAUUAGUUUGUUGGAAUUGUUUGUAGCCUUCCUGCAGGCCUACAUUUUCACGUUUUUGUCCGCAAUGUUCAUCGGAAUGGCCCGUACUACUCCUGCUCCGGCAGCUCCUGCUCCGGUGAAUCACUUUGGUCCCGUGGGUGCUGGCCUGAUCAUCAUCGGUGCCGGUCUGGGUAUUGGUUACAUCGGUCGCUCGUCGGUCGAAGCCGUCGCCCGUCAGCCCGAGGCCUGGGGUAGCAUCCAAACCGGUAUGCUGAUUACGGCCGCUCUGAUCGAAGGUGAAACGAUGACGGGGAUCAAAGUGGCGGCUUUAUGCCUGCUGGCUUUGCUGGUUCCGUUGGGGUUGGCACUGCCCACUCCGGCGCUUGCCGACGAUGCGCACGACGCAGCACACAUGACCGAUGAAGAGAUUGCCCACGAGGCCGGAGCGAGCCCACUGUCGUUCGACGAAGAUCUCGCGGUGUGGUCGUUGGUUGUCUUCUUGAUCUUGCUGGCCGUGUUGUGGAAGUUUGCGUGGGGGCCCAUAUCCGAGGGGCUCGACAAACGCGAACAAGGCAUCGCCGACAACAUCGCGGCCGCAGAGCAAAAGCAUGAAGAGGCCAAAGAACUGCUGGUGCAGUACGACAAGCGUUUGGCAGAGGCUGCCGGCGAAGUGCGCGAGAUUAUCGAAGAAGCUCGCCGCGACGCCGAACACACGCAGAAGGAAAUUCUGGCCAAGGCAACCGAAGAUGCCCAAGCCAUUCAAGAUCGCGCUCGCCGCGAAAUUGAAACCGCAACUUCGGCCGCAUUGAAGGAAUUGUCUGAACGCAGUGCCUCCCUUGCCGUCGAACUGGCGGGCAAGAUCGUCCAGUCUCAUCUGAGCCAGGAAGAUCACACCCGAUUGAUCGACAUGAGCUCCAACGGGAAAAUGGCAUCGCACGACCCCGCAGCGCAACAGAUCGGAACGGUCUACGCGCAAGCGUUAGUGGGGGCUGCAGAAGCAGCGGGUGAGACGCAAUCGGUCCUGGAAGAGUUCGAUUCGUUUAUCGACGAUGUGCUCGAUACGCAGCCGAAUUUUGCUGAAGUGCUGUCCUCGGUGCUUAUCGGGGCUGACGAGAAAAUCAAUCUGUUGGAUAAGGCGCUAGCCGGACAGGCCUCGAAGACGUUUCUCAAUUUCUUGAAGAUCGUCGCAAAGCACGGGCGGCUCGAUUACCUGCGUUCGAUGCGACAGGCCGCACAUGCCAUUUACAGCGAGGCACGAGGGCACGUGUCCAUCGAGGUGCGUACCGCCACCGCGUUGGAUGAGGCCAGUGCCGAGAGAAUUCGCACCACGCUGAGUGGUCUUUUGGCCCGCGAAGCUGACCUGGUACGGACGAUCGAUCCCGAUCUCAUCGGUGGUCUGGUCGUGAAGGUAGAAGACACAGUUUACGACGCCUCGGUGUCGACUCGCUUAGAAAAAAUGCGCCGAGAGAUGAUCAAUAGGAGUCGCGUUCUCGAAGCCGGUGACGGAAUCGCACGGGUGUACGGCCUCUCGGGUGUCAUGUCCGGAGAAAUGGUCGAAUUCACCCGAACGGGCGUUCAGGGGUUGGCGUUCAACCUCGAAGAAAAUUCCGUCGGUAUCAUCAUCCUUGGUGACUUUUUGAAAGUCAUCGAAGGCGACGAAGUCCGCAGCCUGGGCAAACUGCUCAGCGUGCCGGUCGGCGAGGCCGUUGUCGGUCGUGUGGUCAACGCCCUGGGCGAACCGCUCGACGGAAAAGGCCCCAUUGUCACCAGCGAUUCGCGUCCCGUGGAAACCAUGGCCCCGGGCGUCUCGGGUCGUCAGCCGGUGACCGAGCCGUUGCAAACCGGUAUCAAGGCCGUGGACGCCAUGACGCCCAUCGGGCGUGGUCAGCGUGAGUUGAUCAUUGGCGACCGUAAGACCGGUAAGACCGCCAUCGGGAUCGACGCCAUUCUGAACCAACGCGACUCGGGCGUAAAAUGCUUCUACGUCGCGGUUGGUCAGAAGGAAUCGACCAUCGCCGGCACGAUCGAAGUGCUUCGCGAGCACGGCGCGAUGGACUACACCACCGUGAUCAUCGCCGCGGCUUCCGACCCUGCUCCGCAGCAGUACAUCGCUCCGUACGCUGGUACGGCCAUGGCCGAGUUCUUCACAUAUCGUGGCGAACACGCCCUGAUCGUCUACGACGACUUGUCCAAGCAAGCCGCCGCGUACCGCGAACUGUCGCUUCUAAUGCGUCGUCCUCCCGGACGUGAAGCCUAUCCGGGUGACGUGUUCUACUGCCACAGUCGUUUGCUCGAACGUUCGGCCAAGCUCAGCGACGAACUGGGCGGUGGAUCGCUCACCUCGCUGCCGAUCGUCGAAACGCUCGAAGGUGAAGUGUCGGCUUACAUUCCCACGAACGUGAUUUCGAUUACCGACGGGCAAAUCUACCUGCAACCCGACUUGUUCUUCGCCGGUCAACGUCCGGCCAUGAACGCCGGUAUCUCGGUUUCUCGUGUCGGUGGUGCGGCUCAAAUUCCCGCCAUGAAGAAGGUGGCCGGUGGUUUGCGUCUCGACUUGGCGGCCUUCCGCGAAUUGGAAGCCUUCGCCCAGUUGGGAACGGACCUCGACCCUCAUACUCAAUCACGGCUCGAUCGCGGUUACCGCAUGGUCGAAUUGCUCAAACAGGGGCAAUACAAGCCGAUGGAUGUGAUCGAUCAGGUGCUGAGUAUCUAUGCCGGUACGCGAGGACACCUCGACAAGGUCGAUCUCGACAAGGUGGACGCAUGGGAAACUCAGUUCCUGGCGUUCAUGCGAGAGCAAAAGUCUGAGAUUCGUCAGGCCCUCGAAGAAUCGCAGAAACUGACCGACGAGACCGUCGAAGCGUUGGAAGCUGCCAUUAAGGAAUUCCAAGGGCAGUUUGACACACAAAAGCCCCUGAUCGCAACGGCGAAGUUCAAACGAGCGCUCGAUCGUGCUCAUGCGGCGACUUCGUACACCGACCGCAUGACGCAACUGGUCGCCGACCUCGCGCGUAGCGGUUUGGAUGUGAGCCACCCGUUGCUCGAAGGACGCAGCGAAACGCGGCACGCGAAGCUGUUGGUGAUUACCGCCAACCGCGGAUUGUGCGGCGGUUACAACUCCAACGUGCAACGACUCGCCUUCAAGCGACUUGCCGAACUGAAAGAAACCGUCCCGAAGGUCACGCUCGAGAUCGCCGGUAAACGCGGCAUUUCGGCGUUCAACUUUCGCGGUAUCGAGAUCGACGAGAAGUUCACGCACUUCGAAGAUCGCCCCACCUUCGGCGAUGUCGAUACGCUGGCCUCCCGCUACCUCGAAGAAUACGCCGCAGGCAAGCUCGAUCGUUUGGACGUGGCCUACACCGAGUUCCAUAACGUUGCCAAGCAGGAAGCCACCAUCGUCACCCUCUUGCCCCUGGGCGACUUGCAGAUUGGUGGCGACGCUGAGGAAGAAUCCAGCGGGCCGGUCAAGCAGUACGAGUUCCUGCCUUCGGCCGAAGGAAUCUUGGAAGAGAUCGUGCCAACCAGCUUCAAGAUUAAGCUGUUCAAGUGCUUCCUCGACGCUGCGGUGAGCGAGCAGACUUCGCGGAUGGUGGCCAUGAAAGCCGCGACCGAGGCUGCCGACGACAUGAUCAAGAGCCUGUCGAUGACCUACAACCGUGCACGUCAAAGCCAGAUCACCAGCGAACUGCUGGACGUGCUCGGCGGUGUCGUGAUCGGCUCGACGUUCGAUGUUGAGUUUCCCGAGAAUAGUCUGCCGGCAAUCUACAACGCCGUGACGAUCAAGUCCGAUCACAAAGGUGUCUCGCUCGAUCUCACGGGCGAAGUGCAACAGCACCUCGGCGGUGGCCGCGUUCGCUGCAUCGCCCUGGGCGGUACCGAUGGCUUGAUGCGAGGCCAAGAGGUGGUCGACACCGGAAACCCGGUUUCAGUUCCCGUCGGUCCCCAAACCCUCGGUCGCGUGUUCAACAUGUUGGGCGACCCUAUCGAUGGUCGUGGCCCGGUCGAUGCCCAAGAGCGUUGGCCCAUCCACCGCGAAUCGCCUGAGAUUGCCGACCUGUCGACCAAGACCGAAGUGUUCGAAACCGGUAUUAAGGUGAUCGACCUGCUUACCCCGUUCGUCCGUGGUGGUAAGGCCGGGCUGUUCGGUGGUGCCGGUUUGGGUAAGACGGUUAUUCUCACCGAACUCAUCGCUCGUAUCGCUAGUAGCACUGGUGGUUCUUCGGUGUUCGCCGGCGUGGGCGAACGUACGCGUGAAGGAACCGACCUUUGGCUCGAAAUGCAAGAAGCCAAAAUCGGUGAUACCGGCCGCAACGUGCUUGAAAACACCACGAUGGUCUUCGGUCAGAUGAACGAACCCCCGGGGGCUCGUCUUCGCGUGGCUCUCUCGGCCCUCACCAUGGCCGAGUACUUCCGCGAUUCGACCGGAACCGACGUGCUGUUGUUCGUCGACAACAUCUUCCGCUUCUCGCAAGCGGGUAGUGAAGUGUCUGCGUUGCUGGGUCGUAUGCCUUCGGCCGUGGGUUAUCAGCCUACGUUGGCCACCGAAAUGGGUGCCCUGCAAGAACGCAUCGCCUCAACGAACAAGGGAGCCAUUACCUCGGUUCAAGCCGUGUACGUGCCGGCCGACGAUCCGACCGACCCUGCCCCGGCCACCGCGUUCGGUCAGCUCGACGCGUUCCUCUACCUCGAACGUUCGAUUAGCGAAAAGGGUAUCUACCCGGCCGUGGAUCCGUUGGCCUCCAGCAGCCGCGUGCUCGAUCCUCAGUACGUCGGCGAACGGCACUACGCCAUCGCCCGCACCGUGCAGAAGACCCUGCAGCGGUACCGCGAACUGCAGGACAUCAUUGCCAUUCUCGGUGUCGACGAACUGAGCGAAGAAGACAAGCUCAUCGUGCACCGCGCUCGUCGUAUGGAGCGUUUCCUCUCGCAGCCGUUCCUCGUGGCCGAGGUGUUCACCGGCAAGCCGGGUGAAAUCACUCCCAUGGCCGACACCAUUCGCAGCUUCGAAGAAAUCGCCGAAGGCAAGUGGGAUCACCUCCCCGAAAGUGCCUUCAUGUACGUCGGGGCGAUCGAGCAGGCCGAGGAACAGACGGUCGACUCGGUCGUGGUCCCGCUUUACGACGGCGAACUCGGCAUCCUACCGGGGCACGCUCCGCUGAUUGGGCGCCUGGGUUUCGGCGAACUGCGGAUGCAGCACGGGGGUCAGACCGAACGGCUCUACGUCGACGGCGGCUUCGUUCAAGUCGCCGACGAUGUGGUCUCGCUGCUUACUGAAGACGCCAAGCCCGUUGAAAAGUUGGACGAGGCCGAAGCCAAGGCCCUUCUGGCCGAAGCUCAAGAGAAGACGGCCAACACUGUCGAACUGCAAGCCAUCCGCCAGCGUUCACUCGAUCGGGCCCGGGCCCAAAUCCGCCUGGCCGGACGUCGCUGA